Salarias fasciatus (jewelled blenny) is the source of this 2048-nucleotide messenger RNA. Its product is annotated as solute carrier family 22 member 4-like. Gene Ontology annotation, molecular function: transmembrane transporter activity. Lineage: Eukaryota; Metazoa; Chordata; Actinopteri; Blenniiformes; Blenniidae. Gene Ontology annotation, biological process: transmembrane transport. The transcript is spliced from 12 exons. Gene Ontology annotation, cellular component: membrane. The record is from RefSeq and is a predicted model, not a curated record. The coding region runs from base 55 to 1851 and encodes 598 amino acids.
GCACCGACUCCCAUCUUGUCAUAAAAUAAAGUAAAAACGUGGCCUCUCGGCUGAAUGCAAUCUAACCUGUUUCUGAAAGACCUGUUCCCUGUUUGGGGCGGAGAACUCAAGAGGAAACAGACGCGUCCCAGCGGCAGAGAGACGGGAGCGAGCCGCGUCUCCACGAUGCGGAGCUACGACGAUGCGGUGGCCUUCCUGGGACGGUGGGGGCUUUUCCAGCAGGUGGUCUUCUUCAUGCUCUGCGUAACCAUCCUGCCCAACGGCUUCGGGGGCUUCAUGCUGGUUCUCCUGACGGACGUCCCGGACCACAGCUGCCGGGUCCCGGACGGCAACCUGACGGAGGCCUGGAGAGGGAGCGUGAUCCCGGUGCAGGUUGUGAAUGGAAAAGAAGAGCUGAGUAAAUGCACCAGAUACAAGCUGGAUGUGGUGCGAAACCUCUCGUCUCAUGAAUUGGUUCCUGGAGUUGAUGUUGACCUGAGUGGUCUGGAGCUCGAGAGCUGUGUGGACGGGUGGAAUUACAGCAAAGACGUCUACGAGUCCACUAUUGUCACCGAGUUCGACCUGGUGUGCGGUGAGCAGUGGAAGCAGCCCUUCACCACCAUGGUUUUCUUCACUGGAGUCCUUACUGGAUGUUUUUUCUCGGGGCAGCUGUCGGACAGGUUUGGAAGGAAACCGAUUCUAUUUGCGACCAUCGCAAUGCAGACGCUUUUCACUUUUAUGGAAAUCUUCUCCCCCUCAUGGAUUGUAUUCGUCAUUCUCCUUUUCAUCAACGGUUUGGGCCAGAUGUCGAACUUUGUUUCGGCCCUGGUGCUUGGUUCUGAGACUUUAACAGGCAACGUGCGCAUCAUUUAUGCAUCUAUGGGCACAAAUAUGGCCUUUGCUGCCGGCUAUAUGAUACUGCCGCUCAUCGCUUACUUUUUAAGGGACUGGAAGUCCCUCCUGCUGGCUUUGUCUGUGCCCUGCCUGGCUUACAUUCCGUUCUGGUGGCUGAUACCGGAGUCUCCUCGCUGGCUGCUUUCGCAAGGCAGAGUCGAGGAAGCCGAGGCCAUUCUAAGAAAUGCAGCAAAGUGGAACAAAGUUCAAGCGCCCGAGGUCAUCUUUGAGGAUUACCUUACCAUCAAAACAGAGAAGCAAGACAAGAGAAAUGAGAGUUUCUUUGUCCUGCUUAGGCACAGCAACAUCAGAAACACAACGUUAAUCCUCUGCUUGCUUUGGUUCACCACCUCUGUUGGCUACUACAGUCUGUCCUUCAACACGGCCCAGCUCCAUGCAAACCCCUAUCUCAGCUGCUUCAUCUCUGCAGUGGUUGAGAUUCCGGCGUACAUUUCGAGCUGGUUGGUGCUGCAGUACCUUCCUAGACGAGUGUCCGCCAUCAGCUGCUUGGUGUUUGGAGCAGUGCCGCUGUUCAUCUUACUGCCUGUGCCAGAAGAUCUGCCAAAUCUGAUCCUUGCACUGGAGAUGCUGAGUAAAUUCUUCCUUACCUGUGGUUUCUCGCUGAUGUUUGCCUAUGCCUCGGAGCUGUUCCCCACAGUGAUCAGGAACACAGCAACAGGAACAUGUAACACCUGUGCCAGAAUAGGAUGCUGCGUUACCCCUUUUCUGUUAACUCUCAGUAAUCACUAUAAGUACCUGCCCUAUAUCAUUCUGGGGAUUUUGAAUAUUUUAUCUGCCAUCGCAACGCUCUUCCUUCCGGACACUUUUAAAAAGCCACUGCCUGAGACCAUUGAAGAAAUGCAAAUGCAAAGAGACAGGAUUUCAUGUCCAUGCAUCACUCGAACAAAUACCUCCUCGUCUAAGGAUGAUCAGCCCACACAUCAGUGGAAAAAGGUGGCCAUGGCAGAUAGUCCAUAAUGAGAGUCUGUUUUUUAGAGUGGGUGAGAUGCUGAAAAUGGUGUUAAUGCUUCCUGUUUACAGUUCUUGCAUAAUGGAUGAGGUAUUCAGGUUGAGGCUUCUAAUUUUUAAAUUAUUCUUUUGAAAAAAAAAAACACCACUGUUUACAUUGGAAAGACCUCUUUUGGUCUGGCUGAUCUAUUUUCAAUAUUUAUUUA